UUUUCUUUUACUAAACAAGUCUUACAUACUCAAAAGACUAUUCAUUCAUAACCAAUGGGUUUUCAUUGCAAGUCAUCAACAAACUCUCAUCUUCAUUCUUCAAUAUUAUUCUUUCAAAUCAUCACGAUACUGUUAGUUCUGCCUAAACCUACAAAUUCGAUCUCCUUUAACUUCCCGAAUUUCGCAAGGAUUGAUCGACGAAUAAAAUUCCAAGGAGAUUCAAUCAGGAACGGUAGCUUCAUUGACGUAACCAGGAACAACGCUAGUCUUUAUACGCACCGUGACGGUAGUGUAGGCCGUGCCAUUUACUCACAACCUAUACAACUUUGGGAUGCCACCACGGGAAGGCAGACAGAUUUUGAGACACAAUUCUCAUUCGUCAUUGAUGGACAUAAUGAGACUAUUGUUGGUGAUGGUAUGACUUUUUUUCUUGCACCUUUCGGGUCUGCACUUCCUCCAGAUUCUUGGGGUGGAGCUCUUGGCUUAUUGACUCGGGACGUAUCUGAAAAGAACUUGACGACAAAUCAAAUUGUCGGGGUUGAGUUUGACAGUUAUAAAAACGAAUUUGACCCAAGUUCAGAUCAUGUUGGUAUUAAUGUUAAUUCGGUAGUAUCUGUGGCUACCGUGGCAUUAGAAAAUGGUAGUAUAAGGGAUGGAAGAAAAGCUAAUGCUUGGGUAACUUAUAAUUCUACUACGAAAAAUUUGAGUGUCUUUCUAACUUAUGCUGAAAAACCUGUUCUCAAUAGGAGUUCUACUUUGAAUCAUGUUGUUGAUUUAAGCAAAGUUCUACCAGAGCAGAUUACUGUUGGAUUUUCAGCGGCCACCGGGUUGUUUUUUGAGGAUCAUAAAGUCCUUUCCUGGAGAUUUAAUUCCACUUUAGAAUUAAUCGAGGUAAGAAAAGAUAAUAACAAAACUGGUGAAGGAAAUAAUUAUCAGACAAUAGCACCAACAAUAGCACCAACAAGUACACAAGGGAAAGGUAAUAAAACUGAUGAAGGAAAUACUGAUCAGAACAUACCACCAACAAGUUCACCAGGAACAGGUAAUACAACUAGCUCGGCGGUUGGUCUUGGUGUUGGCCUUGGUGUUUUAGGUUUUGGGCUUGGAUUUGCUUUGUUUAUCUAGUGGAAGAGAAGAUGCAGCUCAAGACAUUAUAGAAAUGCUACUUAAAUCAUAGAAUUUUGAGUAUGUAUACAUAGUAAGAUUCCGGGAAACGUAAAAGGAAACCCUGAGUGCAGGCCUAAAUCUAUAAGGAGAAGAGUUAAGAGGAAGUACAAAGUGAAUAUUCCAUAUCGAACAACUUGGCAUGCUAGGAGGAGGUGUUUAGAGAUCAUAUUGGUAAGAUUUAAAGAUCCUUAUGCAAAAGUUCUUGAGUUGUGUGAGCAAAUAAAGAAGGACAAUCCCGAUAGCAUUGCUUCAUUCGGUAGAGAUAGUAGAACGAAACUGUUCAG
Molecule: messenger RNA, 1451 nt
Organism: Papaver somniferum (opium poppy)
Lineage: Eukaryota; Viridiplantae; Streptophyta; Magnoliopsida; Ranunculales; Papaveraceae
Product: anti-H(O) lectin 1-like
Exons: 2
Coding region: 55-1125 (356 amino acids)
Molecular function (GO): carbohydrate binding
Source: RefSeq, a predicted model, not a curated record